AUGUCGCAACUUAUCACCCGGCUCCGCAACUGGGGGCGCUCGCGGCGCGAAUUUCGUCGGAAUUUUCGUGAAGAAUUGGACCGCGAGUCGAAUGCGGAGUGCAAACAUCCGUGGUUUCAAUCAUGCCUACGGGCUCAGGUCGAAUCAAACUACGUCUGCCUGCCCCGACCCCACGACGCAAACGACCUGAAAAUUGGCAGCAUCAUCGAAAACCUCGACAACAUGAGGGUUCUCAACACGGACGCGGGCGAAGAAUACACGUUCAAGCAGCAACCGGAAAUCAUACCAAAAGACAAUCUCAGGGUAUCCUUUGCAAAAUUUGAAAUGGAACUGUUUAUGCAUGUGCGCGAGAUGCAAUACGACGUCGAACGCCUCGAAUGGACCCAGACCCCCAGCCCACCCAAGAAGAAGGAACACCGUGCCGCCGUCGAGAGCUCUCACCGCGUCAAGGACUGGCUCCAGUCAGAGCCCACCGGCCGCUCCGCGCUCGUCAUCACAGGCCUGAUGGUGGUGAUGGGGGCCGAGGCGAGCUCCGAUCCCAACGCGGUGGCUGGGCCGACCAGCACGCUAAGGUCGUUCGUGGAUGGCAGGCUGCUGACUCAAUCGAACAUAGGCGGCAAGGUUAUUGGUCUGAGGGUGACCAAGAUUCGGUACAAGCCAAAGCUCUUCAGUGGCGACCUCAAGCUUUGUGUUGAGCGUAUGGACAUGAACGUGAAUAGGGAAUGGCGCAUUCAUGAUUACCCAGGCUUGUAUUACCAUAGUCCUGAGUACAAGGACCGUUUUGUUUACGAGCUCCGUUGUCUUUUGUUGGCCAUGAGUCUCUGA
This is a messenger RNA of Cordyceps fumosorosea ARSEF 2679, 825 nucleotides long. RefSeq lists its product as hypothetical. NCBI's taxonomy places the organism in Eukaryota, Fungi, Ascomycota, Sordariomycetes, Hypocreales, Cordycipitaceae. The record is from RefSeq and is a predicted model, not a curated record. The transcript has a single exon. The coding region runs from base 1 to 825 and encodes 274 amino acids.